AUGUCGUCGUCUCGGUUAUCCCAUCUGCGAACAGCGCACCUUCGCUCUUAUGCAACCGCAGCAUCGCGGGCUCCUCUGAGCGGCCUCAGCGCUGCUGCUCGUCCAAAGGCCGAACAGAUCUCGAAGGAGUGGAAGGGAACAAGUGCCGCCGGCCACAACACGAAGAAUUUCAUCGGAGGAGAGUUUGUCGAAAGUAAGGCUACAAAGUGGAUUGACGUCCUAGAUCCGUCAACCCAAACAUUACUCACCCGUGUUCCCGAGACAACACAUGCCGAAUUCGAGCAAGCAGUCGAUGCCGCCUCUCGUGCAUUUAAGACGUGGAGCAACACCAGUGUGCUCACUCGUCAGAGAUUCGUGCUGGAAUUGCAGCGUCUUAUUCGUGAAAAUGCGGACGCUCUUGCCUCCAGCAUCGUUCUCGAGCAGGGGAAAACGUUGCCAGAUGCUCAUGGCGACAUACUUCGAGGUCUUCAGGUAGUAGAGCAUGCUACUAGCGCACCUUCGUUGCUCCUCGGUGAGAAGAUUGAAGUCAGUAAAGACAUGGACACUGAAGUGCGCAAAGUCCCAUUGGGCGUUACUGCAUCCAUAGCUCCAUUUAACUUCCCUGCGAUGAUCCCGUUAUGGUCCAUCCCCAUGGCCACAGUGACAGGCAACACGCUUAUUUUGAAGCCCUCGGAGCGCGAUCCCGGAGCUGCCAUGAUCAUCGCGGAACUCUGCGAGCGUGCAGGCCUCCCUCCCGGCGUCGUGAAUGUCGUUCACGGCACUGUGCCGACCGUGAACGCCAUCUGUGACCAUCCUGCCAUUCGCGCUAUCAGUUUUGUGGGCGGUGACCGCGCGGGGAAGCACAUUUACGAUCGGGGCACGCAGAAUGGGAAACGCGUGCAAGCUAACAUGGGUGCAAAGAAUCACGCCGUCAUCAUGCCUGAUGCUAACAAGAACCAUGCAUUGAAUGCUAUUGUCGGUGCUGCUUUCGGAGCUGCCGGUCAACGAUGCAUGGCCAUCUCUGUUGCCGUUCUUGUCGGUGACGCCCAGACAUGGCUACCGGAUCUAUCGCAACUUGCUCAGAAACUAAAGGUUAACGGCGGUUUCGAGAAAGAAGCUGAUCUUGGACCUGUGAUCUCACCUGCCGCAAAACAGAGGAUCCUUGGGUUGAUCGGCUCCGCAGAGGAAGAAGGCGGCAAUAUCUAUCUUGACGGCCGCGACAUCAAAGUACAUGGCUAUGAGCAUGGCAACUUCAUAGGCCCAACGAUCAUCGAGGCAGGCGUUGGAAUGAGGUGCUACAACGAAGAGAUCUUUGGCCCAGUUCUGGUAGUUCUCAAGGCGAACACCCUUGACGAGGCCGUCGAGCUGAUCAAUGCCAACCGCUACGGGAACGGCACAGCUAUCUUCACGCAGUCAGGCGCGACUGCUCGGAAGUUUGAGCACGACGUCAACGUCGGACAAAUCGGCAUCAACGUUCCAAUACCCGUGCCGCUCCCUAUGUUCUCUUGGAGCGGGAACAAGGGUAGCGUCUUGGGUGACCUCGGUUUCUACGGAAAGAGUGCCUUCGAGUUUUAUACUCAGAAGAAGACCACGACCAGCCUCUGGAAGUCGGAAGACGCUAUCGCAACGAAAGCAUCUGUGAACAUGCCAACGCAUCACUGA
Heterobasidion irregulare TC 32-1 is the source of this 1641-nucleotide messenger RNA. RefSeq lists its product as uncharacterized. The record is from RefSeq and is a predicted model, not a curated record. Gene Ontology annotation, cellular component: mitochondrion. The transcript is spliced from 15 exons. Gene Ontology annotation, molecular function: methylmalonate-semialdehyde dehydrogenase (acylating, NAD+) activity; malonate-semialdehyde dehydrogenase (acetylating, [NAD(P)+]) activity. Gene Ontology annotation, biological process: thymine catabolic process; L-valine catabolic process. The coding region runs from base 1 to 1641 and encodes 546 amino acids. NCBI's taxonomy places the organism in Eukaryota, Fungi, Basidiomycota, Agaricomycetes, Russulales, Bondarzewiaceae.